This is a messenger RNA of Lepus europaeus (European hare), 807 nucleotides long. RefSeq names its product chymotrypsin like elastase 3B (gene CELA3B). The transcript is spliced from 8 exons. Lineage: Eukaryota; Metazoa; Chordata; Mammalia; Lagomorpha; Leporidae. The coding region runs from base 1 to 807 and encodes 268 amino acids. The record is from RefSeq and is a predicted model, not a curated record. Gene Ontology annotation, biological process: proteolysis. Gene Ontology annotation, molecular function: serine-type endopeptidase activity.
AUGCUCCGGCUGCUGAGCGCCCUCCUGCUUGUGGCCCUUGCCUCGGGCUCUGGCCAACCUUCCCCCCCCUCCAGCCGCGUGGUCAACGGUGAGGACGCGGUCCCCUACAGCUGGCCCUGGCAGGUCUCCCUGCAGUAUGAGAGGGACGGGGCCUUCCACCACACGUGCGGCGGGAGCCUCAUCAGCCCUGACUGGGUCCUGACUGCCGGCCACUGCAUCUCGAGCUCCCGGACGUACCAGGUGGUGCUGGGCGAGUACGACCGGGCAGUGACGGAGGGACCCGAGCAGGUGAUCCCCAUCAAUGCUGGGGACCUCUUCGUGCACCCAAAAUGGAACUCCUAUUGUGUGGCCUGCGGCAAUGACCUCGCCCUCAUCAAGCUGUCGCGCAGCGUGGAGCUGACCCCUGAAGUCCAGCUGGCCCAGCUCCCUCCCGCGGGGGACAUCCUGCCCAACGAAGCACCCUGCUACAUUAGCGGCUGGGGCCGUCUCUCCACUGGCGGGCCACUCCCAGACAAGCUCCAGGAAGCGCUGCUGCCCGUGGUGGACUAUGCACACUGCUCCCGCUGGGACUGGUGGGGCUUCACCGUGAAGGAGACCAUGGUGUGCGCCGGUGGGGACAUCGUCUCUGGCUGCAACGGUGACUCUGGGGGACCCCUCAACUGCCCCGCAGCAGAUGGCUCCUGGCAGGUGCACGGUGUGGCCAGCUUCGUCUCCUCCCUCGGUUGCAACGCCCUCAAGAAGCCCACGGUGUUCACCCGAGUGUCGGCCUUCAUUCCCUGGAUCGAGGAGACCAUUGCAAACAACUAG